AUGCAGUCUAUGGUUAUCCUAGCAGCCACCCUUUGCCUGGCACAGGCUUCUUUCUAUGCCGGCCCACCAGCGCACGUCCAACUUAGCGGUGACGGCAAAUUCUUGCUGGAUACUCCCGAGGUAGCUCACGCUAAGGCCGCACAUGCCGCGGCGCACGCGCAGGCAUCAAGUGCGCACGGUGCGUGGGCGCCCGCCGCCGGUUAUAACGCAGGCCCCGCUUAUGCUGCUGGUGCUCAUUACGGUGCUCCUGGCGCUGGUUUAUACAAAUACGGCCCCGCUCCCCUCGCGCACGACGGUCGCGUGGUGGACACUCCUGAGGUAGCUCACCUGAAAGCUGCUCACAUCGCCGCCCACCAAGUAGCUCACGCUAACGCAGCGCACGGAGCACAUGGUGCUCUCGCGCACGGUGCCGCGUUCGCGCCGGUCGCGUACGGUGCAGGUCUUGCACAUGAUGGUGGUUACGCCGCUGGUUACGGCAAGUGGAAUGGUCCUCAGGCCCACAUUCAACUGACCCACGACGGGCAAUACGUAGUCGACACCCCUGAAGUACAGCACGCCCGCGCUGCUCACCUCCAACAGUAUUCCGCCGCCGCACACGCUGCCGCUUCCUCGCCCGAAGAACCCUGGGGCCAUGGACACUCCGGCUGGCACUGA
This is a messenger RNA of Arctia plantaginis, 654 nucleotides long. The record is from the annotation of a GenBank genome assembly. Lineage: Eukaryota; Metazoa; Arthropoda; Insecta; Lepidoptera; Erebidae.